AAAUUAGUGUUUUCUAACUAAUUUCAUUUUUUUAUUGUGUGUUCGAUAUGGCACUUUCCAGUAGUAAUGCUCGUUCAUAUCGUUACCCUCAGUCAUCAAGUUCUAUCGAUGCCAACCUGAUUGAUGCGCUGUCGAUCGUCGACGGCUCUCUAUCAUGGUUAACCUCUCGCACGGCCGGGGUACCGGGUACUAGCCGUCGACGAUCUGAGCGAUGGAGCGAACGAGAUUUAAAUUCGGCAAAUCAGGUCCUUAUUUCCAUCAGAAAAUAGACCAACUGGAGGCAAUUGGGAUCAAUUGUUCAUGCAAAACUAUGUUAUAUGAUUAUUUAAGCAUUUUCUGUCAUUUUAAAGAAAAAUAAGGUAAAAGUUGGAUUUUUCACCUUGUUUUUGCAAUCUUGUUCUUUGAAUUGAUUUGUGAAAUUGAACUGCAGAAGUCUUACAGAACAAAAUUGAUUUCGUACGCAGUAAUAUGCGCGUCCGGAAAUAUGAUAGUGUCCGGUAAUACAAUACGUGCCUGUACAGUUGGCAGCUAGCCGCGCUGUAAAAUUCAUGCCCAUCGCCUGUACUCUUCACAUGCUAACCAAUGAGCUACAUAUAGAUUUUAUCCCAGUGCGAUUUAUCGCUAAUCUCCGAAGAGCGGAGGAUCAAAACAGAGAGAGCUGUUUGUUUUGAGUUUUCAAACACUUUUUUUUUUUAAUCUCUCCUAGUACAGUGGAGCAACUUAUGUUAUUACCCGAGGCGAAGGCAAGACACCCACAUGUCUGGGUCCUGGAGUCCCCUCCACUACUAGUUCCAAAGACAAGAUCUGAAGAUUUCUACUGACCAGUAUAAUCCAAGAUGACAAGUAGUAGCCAUAGCAGUGAUUCUCAGCGAUCUGGAAUAGCAUCCACCCAGGUCAGCUUUGUCUGUCAGAAAUGUUGCCAACCUUUAAAGCUAGACCAGUCAUUCAGCUCAGUGGAUAGUCAAACACUCACUGAUCUCACAGCUCCUCUUAUUGCUGGUACAGGGAGUUCCGGGAAGGCCACGCCCCUUCUCCAGAGUACAGAUAGCAGUGAACCAUUUGAAAUCAACAAAGACGAUGGGGUAUCUCGAAAGGUGGUAGCACCAAGGUUAUCAUCACAUGACAGUGGUCAAGAUUUCACACUCCUUGGAGAAACAGCCAGCAGUAGAAUGGAAAGUCUUAGCCACAGAGUCAAGGUAGCGAGUCAGUUAUUUGAUGUGAUGUCAGGGCAGUCAGAUAUUGAUCAUCCUUUGUGUGAGGAGUGUACAGAUUCUUUGUUGGAUCAGCUAGAUCAGCAGUUGAAGAUAACGGAGGAUGAAUGCAAGCAUUACAGGGAAUCAUUGGAGAAACUUACUGAAUCAGAAGGCCAUGGGGAGAGCAAUGAAGAUCUAGAAAAAGAACUCCUAAAGCUUGAAGAAGAAGAAAAGGAGAUGAUAAAACAGCUUGAAGGCAUUGAACAAGAGAGAAGAGAUAUCCAGGAGGAGAUGAAGAAACAGCAAAAUGAACAACAAGAAUUGAAGCUAGAAGAAGAAAGGUACUGGCAGGAUUAUAACGAGUAUAAGCGUCAACUACUUGAGUUCCAGGAAGAGCAAAGAAGUGUUGAUAAUCAACUGAGAUAUACACAAACACAACUAGAGAGACUCAACAAAACAAAUGUCUUCAACUCAACAUUCCAUAUAUGGCACAAUGGUCACUUUGGUACAAUCAAUGGAUUCCGGUUAGGUCGCCUUCCAAGUGUUCCUGUUGAAUGGAGUGAGAUCAAUGCAGCUUGGGGUCAAACGGUCCUCCUACUUCAUUCACUUGCGAGAAAGAUGAACUUCACAUUCCAGAGAUAUCGUCUUGUUCCCUAUGGCAAUCAUUCACACCUAGAAUCUCUGACAGAUAAAUCUAAACAGCUCCCUCUGCAUGGCUCAGGAGGAUUCAGAUUCUUCUGGGAUACCAAAUUUGACCAAUCAAUGGUUGCAUUCCUGGACUGUUUACAACAGCUAGAGGAGGAAGUAGAGAGAGGAGAUUCUAGCUUCUGUUUGCCCUACAAGAUGGCUAACGGCAAAUUAGAAGACACCAAUACUGGACAGACAUAUUCUAUCAAAAUCCAAUUCAACUCUGAAGAACAGUGGACCAAAGCCUUGAAGUUCAUGCUGACAAAUCUGAAGUGGGCCCUCGCUUGGGUGUCAUCACAGUUUACCAAAUGAUGCUAGACUUCUAUCAUUUUGCUUUUUAAUUCCAGAGAUGUCAUCGCUAAGGCCCGUAUUCUGAUAUCGGGUUUAAUUUAAACUCUGGUCUAAAGUUGUGGUUUAACGAUGGAAAGCUAAUUGUGAAACAAAUCUCUAAUGGUACAGGUUCAAUUUAGCAGCUCAUAUUUUACUCAGAUAAUUCAUAACUGUCUGGGAAUAAUAACUGAAUUUGAUUUCUUCAUCAUUAAAGUCUAAGUGAAAGAGGACUGGAAACGGAAGAAAUAUACAAUGUAAACAAAAUUAUGACAUUUUUUUGGUUUCCCAUUAUAUUAGCAGAGUUAGACCAUGGUGU
Messenger RNA from Lytechinus variegatus (green sea urchin), 2526 nucleotides. RefSeq names its product beclin-1-like (gene becn1). NCBI's taxonomy places the organism in Eukaryota, Metazoa, Echinodermata, Echinoidea, Temnopleuroida, Toxopneustidae. The transcript has 12 exons. Gene Ontology annotation, cellular component: phosphatidylinositol 3-kinase complex, class III, type I; phagophore assembly site; phosphatidylinositol 3-kinase complex, class III, type II. The record is from RefSeq and is a predicted model, not a curated record. The coding region runs from base 837 to 2192 and encodes 451 amino acids. Gene Ontology annotation, biological process: late endosome to vacuole transport; autophagosome assembly; cellular response to nitrogen starvation.